AUGUACCACUUAAUAUAAUAAUUAUAAUUAAUGAAAAAUUGACACUUCAGGUACAAAUAACUGUAUAUAAUAAUAUACAGAUUGCGAUAAGAUUGUAUAAUAUGAAACCGCACACGUAAGUUACUGCGAUCUGUCGUGUCAAACCGGGUGACGAUCUACGUGAAUACUAAUUCUAAACUCAUUAAAAAGAAAGUCGGUUUGGCGCUUAACGUGUUAAGGUAUAACCCAAUAUCAGCAUUUUCGCAAAUAUAUAUAUAUAUUUAUAUUUAACGAGAAAUCUCUCUGUGAAUAAUUAUUCUUUACCAAAUUAUGUAAAUACGUGACCGAUCAAAUUUUAUUCAUAAUGUUUGUCGUGUGACCGAAUCGGUGUGACCGAUAACCCACGAUAUUGAUAACAGUAAUUUUUGUUUAAUACUACUCGAACAUCAGUCGUCUUCGAUCUUUCAAGACGCUUACUUGAGAUCGAGUAAGCGUUACACGAUUGAAGUUACAGGCUUUUAAUAAUAAAAAUCUUAUAUGCAUCGCGAUCCAGCUAGUAUAAAUAAAAUAGAAUAAAAUAAAUCCGGACUGUAAUUAAAAUUAGAUAUAUUUUUUUUUAAUUUUUGGAGAGAGAUUAGCGAUGAACCUUGCACAAUUUCUGACGAAUGUCACCAACAGACGACGGUCGAGUAUCAUUCGUGAAUGGGCGAAGAAAUUCGUUAAAACUAAGAAUGCAAUCAGUUUGGCUGCUGGGAUGCCAAAUACGGAAACGUUUCCUUUCGAAGAGAUUACUAUUACGUAUAAAAACGGGACUAAAUCUAGAUUGUUUGGCGACGAGCUGGCUUGGUCCCUUCAGUACGGACCUUCCCAAGGAUAUCUACCAUUAUUAAAUGAAAUACGGAAGUUUCAAGAAUACUGGCACAAACCGAUGUACAAUGAUUGGGAUUUAAUUAUUACAUCGGGAUCGAUGGAUGGUUGUUCCAAAGUGUUCGAAAUGGUCUUGGAGGUCGGUGAUCCCGUAAUGGUUCAAAUGCCAGCAUACGAUGGAAUUUUGAUCGCGCUAGCUCCGUUUGCACCAGAAUUCAUAGAAAUCUCACAAGAUCAGGAUGGUAUCGACCCCGAGAACAUAAUCGAAGUUUGCGAAGAAAGAAUACGGACUGGUAGACCCGUGCCAAAAAUCAUUUACGUGAAUCCAACUGGAGCGAAUCCGACGGGCACGGUUUUAACAGAAUCCCGGAGACGGAAAGUUUACGAGUUGGCUGAGAAAUACGAUUUCUUGAUAAUCGAAGAUGAUCCUUACUGUUUCAUACAGUUCGAGGAUGAAAGACUGACGACGAUGAUCGAGUUGGAUACGGUAGGUCGUGUGAUACGUUUGGAUUCCUUUAGCAAGAUUUUUAGCGCCGGGCUCCGAUUAGGCGUCGUCACGGCGCGCACGGAAUUUAUAAGAAAGCUGGAAUUGCACAUGCAGAUGACGAAUAUUCACGCUUCCUCCCUGUCGCAGAUGUUGUUAUAUAAAUUUCUAAAUGCGUGGGACUUGCCAAAGUUGAGGGAACAUUUCAAUUACGUAAAAGACUUUUAUCGCAAAAGACGCGACGUAAUGCUGUCCUUAAUUGAAAAACAUCUCACAGGAUUGGCGGAAUGGAACGUUCCGAAGGGCGGCAUGUUCGUUUGGAUCACUGUAAAUCAGGUAAAGGACGUGAUGGCAUUGACGACUGAGAAAUGUGUAUCUCAAGGUGUUUUCGUUCUUCCUGGUCAUGCAUUUAACUACAACCGCUCGAAACCAGAACAGCACAUUAGACUUUCAUUUAGUUAUGCAACACCGGAACAAAUCGAUAAGGCUUUGGCAAUUCUCGCUAAACUGAUACGCGAAGAAAUAGCUAAAUGUAAAGAUCAACAAAAUGCAGAGAACUGUUCCUGAUUUUCUUCUAAUUUUUAUUAUAACAUAUUACAGAUACAUUUUUAAAUCCUAAAUAAUAAUAAUAUCCUCUUAAAUAAUAUCAUCUCCUCUCUUGUCUGCGGCAUUCAUCGCAUUGCUUUUCUAAAAAAUACUAUAUAUCCAUUGAGCUCCAUCCUGACCGGACCUAGCCUGAACUAUGAGAUGAGACAGAAGCGAGUUUAAGGAAGAUCUGAAAGUCCUAAGAUGAGUGAGUGAUCAUCUCGAGAAAGAAUAAAAAGAAAGUCGUGUCGCUUCUUAGAAUUUUAUUUCUUUUCAUUGUUGAAAUUAAUGUUCGAGCUAUUGAAAUCAAUAUCAUCUCUUUCGAAUCAAAUUUAUUGUAAAAGU
Ceratina calcarata is the source of this 2260-nucleotide messenger RNA. RefSeq names its product kynurenine/alpha-aminoadipate aminotransferase, mitochondrial. Gene Ontology annotation, biological process: biosynthetic process. The transcript is spliced from 8 exons. Gene Ontology annotation, molecular function: L-kynurenine:2-oxoglutarate transaminase activity; pyridoxal phosphate binding. Lineage: Eukaryota; Metazoa; Arthropoda; Insecta; Hymenoptera; Apidae. The record is from RefSeq and is a predicted model, not a curated record. Bases 620 to 1897 code for a protein of 425 amino acids.